This is a messenger RNA of Gavialis gangeticus (Gharial), 887 nucleotides long. It is a transcript of the gene STK16, whose product is annotated as serine/threonine kinase 16. The record is from RefSeq and is a predicted model, not a curated record. Gene Ontology annotation, biological process: protein phosphorylation. The annotation marks the transcript as partial. Gene Ontology annotation, cellular component: Golgi apparatus; cytoplasm. Gene Ontology annotation, molecular function: protein serine/threonine kinase activity; ATP binding. NCBI's taxonomy places the organism in Eukaryota, Metazoa, Chordata, Crocodylia, Gavialidae. The transcript is spliced from 6 exons.
UACGUGGAGCUGGUGGAGGGGCUGCGGGACGGGCAGGUGCACGCGCUGAAGCGCAUCGUGUGCCACGACGCGGAGGCGAGCGGGGCGGCGCUGCGCGAGGUGGAGAUGCACCAGCUGCUCGCCCACCCCCACGUGCUGCGCCUCGAGGCCCACGGCGUGGUGGACAAGGGCGCCACGCGCGAGGCCUGGCUGCUGCUGCCCUUCUUCCAGCGCGGGACCCUGUGGAGCGAGGUGGAGGCGCUGCGGGACAAAGGCGCCUUCAUGGGCGAGGAGCGGAUCGUGCUCAUGCUGCGUGGGAUCUGCCAGGGGCUGGGGGCCAUCCACGCAAAGGGCUAUGCCCACCGAGACCUGAAACCCACCAACGUGCUGCUGGGGGACGAUGACCAGCCCGUGCUGAUGGACCUGGGCUCCGUGAACCAGGCCCGCAUCGAGGUGUGCAGCUCCCGUGAGGCCAUGGCCAUGCAGGACUGGGCCGCGCAGCACUGCACCAUCUCGUACCGGGCGCCCGAGCUCUUCACGGUGGAGAGUCACUGCAUCAUCGACGAGCGGACGGAUGUCUGGUCCCUAGGCUGCGUGCUGUACUGCAUGAUGUUUGGGGAGGGCCCCUACGACAUGGUCUUCCAGAAGGGAGACAGCGUGGCCCUGGCCGUCCAGAACCCGGUGGCGGUGCCGCCCCACACAAGGUACUCGCCCGCCCUGGAGCAGCUGCUGCGCUCCAUGAUGACGGUGAACCCCCAGGAGCGGCCACAUGUUUCCCACAUCCUGGACCAGCUGGAGGGGCUGCAGUUGGCACCGCCUGGCCAGGACACCACCCGCAUCUGAGCCCUGCAGCCCCCCCGGGGCAGGUUUCGAAACGCGGUUUCGGCACAGCUAUGCUCCCUGCUCCA